Messenger RNA from Sphaeramia orbicularis (orbiculate cardinalfish), 4320 nucleotides. RefSeq names its product voltage-dependent T-type calcium channel subunit alpha-1G-like. Gene Ontology annotation, cellular component: membrane; voltage-gated calcium channel complex. The record is from RefSeq and is a predicted model, not a curated record. Gene Ontology annotation, biological process: calcium ion import across plasma membrane. Lineage: Eukaryota; Metazoa; Chordata; Actinopteri; Kurtiformes; Apogonidae. Gene Ontology annotation, molecular function: high voltage-gated calcium channel activity.
AUGGGGCGAGUUGGGUGGACAACUGGACACACUCCGUUUGCUGGACACAGGCUUGGGGGCUGGAGUGUCAGAUGUAACAUCACCACUAACAGCAUGCUCCACUCUCCAGCGUUUGUCUUUGGUUUGACUCGGUGGUUUCGACACAGCCUGUUCCUGACUCCACCUCCUCGUCUGGGUCCCGGUAAACCCCCCAGCCUUCUGCUGCAGUCUACCAGAUGUGCUGGUUUUGUCCCUGGUCCUCGUCCACCUGGGGCUGUUUGGGGUUUCCUGUUCUUGGCUUCUCCAAGAGCGUGCUCUGUAUUGUCCGCAGCCAUCGAAGCCUUCUGUUACGUUAGCAUUCCCACGGUGGCAGUGCUACCCGCUUCCUUUGUUUUUCUGUUUUUUCUGGCCUUCUGCUACGAACGCGUCUUCUCGUCCCUGCUCCAGAAAACUCAACAUUCUGCUCCUGACUACGGAAUCUGUCUGUUUCCUGGAUCUCAUCUGACUUAUUGUUUGGUUUACUCAGCCUCUGCUCUACCAGGGCCUAGCCUGUCAUGUGGGAGACCAGGCCCUUUGUCAGUAGGACUGGCCAAUUACUACAAGACUGAAAACGACGAUGAAAACCCCUUCAUCUGCUCUCAGCCACGAGACAACGGUAUGAGGGACUGUGGUUCGGUACCCAAGCUCUACGAGGAAGGAGGCCUGCAAUGUAACCUGGACAUGUACUCCUACAACAGCACUGACAACACCACCUGCGUCAACUGGAACCAGUACUACACCAACUGUUCUGCUGGUCCCUUCAACCCCUUCAAAGGAGCAAUCAACUUUGACAACAUCUGUUACGCCUGGAUCGCCAUAUUUCAGGUGAUCACUCUGGAGGGAUGGGUGGACAUCAUGUACUUUGUGAUGGAUGCUCACUCCUUCUACAACUUCAUCUACUUCAUCCUGCUCAUCAUUAUCGGUUCUUUCUUCAUGAUCAACCUUUGCCUGGUGGUCAUCGCCACUCAGUUCUCCGAGACCAAACAGAGGGAGAGUCAGCUGAUGAAGGAGCAGCGGGUGCGCUUCAUGUCCAACGCCAGCACCCUGGCCUCUCUUUCUGAACCCGGCUCCUGCUACGACGAGCUGCUCAAAUACCUGGUCCACAUCAUCCGGAAAGGGGCCAAGCAGGUGGCCCACGUAUGCAGGUUUCUGGCUCGGCGUGCCGGGCUCAACAUCGCCGCCUCCCCCCCUGCGCAGGACCCCCAACGCAACCAAAGCCAGAGGAGGAGGAGGAAGUCUUCCAGACAGGGCUCUGUGUCCGUGCAUCAUAUGGUCCACCACCACCACCACCACUACCACCUGGGGAACGGCAGCGUAAGGGGCGGGGGGAGCGUGAGGGGGCUGGACGCGGAGGCUGCCCCCAGCAACAACAGUGGGGGGGCGCUUAUAGCGACCACCUGCACCAGGCAUCUGGCCUUAGCUCCGCCUCCAUCAGUAAUCGCAGCAACAUCUGAUACAAACUUGGCGACUUUAUCCACUGUGGAGCAGCAGCUGCCGGGUCUUCUUCCGUGGGCAGCGUUUACCAGAUGGAUUAUCAUUCGUGACAGUUUCUGCUGUACGCCCACCGCCCCGGGGCCCUUCUCCCUGGCCCCGGCCCCCACGGGCAGGGCCAUGAAGAGGAACUCUGUGCCCUUUGCAGCUCCAGGUCCGAAGAAUUACCCGACCCUGCAGGCCAGAGUGUUAGCAGAGUCCAGACGAGGAAGUGUUGCUGCCAGCACUCUGACUAACAUCAGCUUCAACCUCAACAUCCCACCCAUGCAACUAGAGCGAUGUCAGCAGAGCCUGGUGGACACGCACACGGCCACAGCCCAGCUCUCGGUCCGUGACCUCAGCCGCUCCAGCGGCGCCGUGGACGCGGCCGCCCUGACGCCGGACCCGGACGGCUGCCCCUACUGCGCCAAGGCCCUGGCCAACGAGUCCGAGGGCGCCACGGAGAGCAACGACACCCCCGGAGACUCGGACAGCGAGGGGGUCUACGAGUUCACCCAGGACCUCCACCACAGGGACAGAAGGGACAGUCGGCAGCCCAGGAGGAGGCACCGCAGGCUGGGCAAGACGGCGGCCAAAGUGGUUCACUUCUGGAGGCUGGUGUGUGACACCUUUAGGAAGAUCGUGGACAGCAAGUACUUUGGCAGAGGCAUCAUGAUCGCCAUUUUGAUCAACACUCUGAGCAUGGGCAUCGAGUACCACGAGCAGCCUGAUGAACUGACCAACGCCCUGGAGAUCAGUAACAUAGUGUUCACCAGCCUCUUCUCCCUGGAGAUGCUCCUGAAGGUCCUGGUCUACGGGCCUUUUGGGUACAUCAAGAACCCCUACAACAUCUUCGACGGCAUCAUCGUGGUCAUCAGUGUGUGGGAGAUCGUGGGUCAACAGGGUGGGGGUCUGUCAGUGCUGAGGACCUUCCGACUGAUGCGGGUGCUGAAGCUGGUCCGCUUCAUGCCGGCCCUGCAGAGGCAGCUGGUGGUCCUAAUGAAGACCAUGGACAACGUGGCCACCUUCUGUAUGCUGCUCAUGCUCUUCAUUUUCAUCUUCAGUAUCCUUGGAAUGCAUCUGUUCGGUUGUAAGUUUGGUUCUGAGAGGGAUGGAGACACUCUGCCAGACAGGAAGAACUUUGACUCUCUCCUCUGGGCCAUCGUCACAGUUUUCCAGAUCCUAACUCAGGAGGACUGGAAUAAGGUUUUGUACAACGGCAUGGCGUCCACCACGCCUGUGGCCGCGCUCUACUUCAUCGCUCUCAUGACCUUUGGAAACUACGUCCUCUUCAACCUGUUGGUGGCCAUCCUGGUGGAAGGCUUCCAGACUGAGGAAGUGUCCAAGCGGGAGGACUUGCAUGCCCAGCUGAGCCUAAUUCAGCUUCCUGUAGACUCAGGGGGUGAUGCUUCUAAAUCAGGUUCGGAGAUUGAUUCCUUUGCCAGAAGUAUGGAGGAUGUAAACGGCAGCAAGAAGGACUUAUCAGCCUCUGCAGUAGUUCCUGUAAAUGGUCACGUGGACCUGAAGACCAGCCUGACCCCUCCUCUCAUUACCCACACGGCGGCCACCCCCAUGCCCAUACCAAAGCUACCUGUCGGAGGAGACCCCCUCCUGGGCUACGAGUCGCGCCGUGGUAGCAACGUGUCCAUUGAUCCAGGCUGUCAUGACAAGUCCCCGAUCAGUGCCAGGAGUUCGUCUCCUUACGCCCCCUGGAGUUCCGGCAGCGGUCGAACCAGCCGCCGGUCCAGCUGGAACAGCCUGGGUCGAGCCCCGUCGCUCAAACGUCAGAAACGCCAGUCUGGAGAGCGGCAGUCGCUCCUGUCUGGAGAGGGAGGGACCAGCUCUGACGAGGGCGAAGGCAGCGGGGAAGUGGGCGGCGGUUUGAUGGAGGACGACGACGCCUCAUUGGCCAGGACAGAUUCCAUGUCCCAGUCCCAGACCAGGCACCGGAGGAUGGAGUCGAUGGAGACACGGAGCUCCAUGGAUUUACCGCCCGAUGCUCUGCUGCAGGUGCCCUUCCUGUACCGGUCAGCCAGUAUGCAUAGCUCCAGACCCCCCUCACUGGGCCAGCUACACCCCCCAGAACACAGAGACUGUAAUGGAAAGGGUUCUCCCACAGCCCUGGGCCCCACACAUGUUUCUCUGGAGGAAAACACUGAAGACGAAAACGCAGAAGAGGAAGUCAAUAUGUCGGUCCCCGUAGUGACUGUCACACAUACACGAAUGGGCAGUGGUUCAGGUGGAGUCAGGCAGCAGAACCAACCCAUGAAGACAGAAGGAGCUAAACUGGUCGUUUUUGCCCGACUGUUCCGCUGGUUGGAGAAGAAACAGCCUGAGUGGUGUCGACAGAGGGACACCUGGUCACUCUACCUGUUCCCACCAGAGUCCAGGUUCAGUCUUACACUCGACUACAGCUGUGGAGGAAAAUUCCAGGGAGAUGUUGAGAGGGGGAUGGGAGCUGUGGCCAGCUACACAGUGAUCCAGCCUGAGCUGGUGUCCCAUGCCCAACUGAGAGAAAUGCCUGGAUGUUUGAAUGGCGCAGCUCCUGGGACUAUGCAAGGCGGGGGCGUCCUCUUCCCUGAGUCAAGCCUCAUGCUGACCGCAAACCUUGUUUACUUUCCUACUCGGGGUUCAGACCCGGGUUGUCAAGUUGGGGAUGGGAGCCUGCCCAUGAGUACCCAGGUCUUUCAGCAGCCUGAUGGUGGAAGAAGCCACGAAACCUCUCCAAGCCACUUCAACCGGAUACAUUUUUGCCUUCCACCCUCGGUGUUGCACCUCCGCUGCCAGUUCUGUGUAGCGCAGUUUUUUGCACUCAUAGGCCUCUUCAGCUGA